Molecule: messenger RNA, 1041 nt
Organism: Odobenus rosmarus divergens (Pacific walrus)
Lineage: Eukaryota; Metazoa; Chordata; Mammalia; Carnivora; Odobenidae
Gene: RNASE4
Product: ribonuclease 4-like
Exons: 2
Coding region: 417-857 (146 amino acids)
Molecular function (GO): nucleic acid binding; RNA nuclease activity
Source: RefSeq, a predicted model, not a curated record
CAGGGGCCGGUGUCCCAAGGCCCGAGGUCCCCGGAGGCUGUGUCCUCGCGGCCGCUGCGUGUGGGGGCUCGGGUCUGCAGGCCCUCUCCUUUCCCAGGCAGGGCCCGCCCGCGGCGCCCACUCCAGAGGCAGGUCCAGGCGGGAGGGGCCUCCCGGGAGAAACAGGGCGCGGUCCCAACUGCACAGAGGCUCCGGCGCCACCCUCCUCGCCCUGCUGCUUCCCCCGUCCGUUCGUGUACACACACGCACGCCGACCCCACCCAGGAUCCAAAGCAAGAUUUAAAAGGACGUCUUUGCGUCUUCUACAGCUCCCUAUCAUCAUACAAGGGGGAAUUAGAAGCCGGGGAGAAAAACUUUCCACCGUCCUGCGCGUUUCUGCAGCCCUGUUCCCUGGCCGAGGCAUCUCCAAGGUAGUGAUGGCUCUCCAGAGGACCCGUUCCCUGCUUCUGCUCUUGCUGCUGACCCUGCUGGGGCUGGGGCUGGUGCAGCCCUCCUAUGGCCAGGAUCGCAUGUAUCAACGAUUCCUGCGGCAGCACGUGGACCCUGAGGAGACAGGUGGCAAUGACACCUACUGCAACUUGAUGAUGCAAAGACGGAAGAUGGUGCGUCAGUGCAAGCGCUUCAACACCUUCAUCCACGAAGACAUCUGGAACAUUCGUAGUAUCUGCAGUACCACCAAUAUCCAGUGCAAGAAUGGCAAGAUGAACUGCCAUGAGGGUGUAGUGAAGGUCACAGACUGCAGGGAGACAGGAAGUUCCAGGGCCCCCAACUGCAGAUACCGGGCAUCGGCGAGCACUAGGCAUGUGGUCAUCGCCUGUGAGGGUGACCCGCAGUUGCCUGUGCACUUGGACAGAUAGACACCAGCUUGCGGGGCUUAUGGCUGGUGGUUGGCCUUUAACUUACUCCUUGAAUAGCAGUAAGUAAUGCAUUUGAGCUGCCCCAGGCUCUGUCUCCUCUAUUUCUGACUCUUUUCCUCUUUAUAACCCAUUCUGUUAAGCACAUUGUAUCAAAGAGAAAUGGAAACAUAAACUUACAAUGAGU